AUGGAAGAAGAUAUCCGGAAAGAAAAUGUUCUUCCCAAUGCAUUUAUACCUCAUUACUCGACUAAAUGUCUCUUCACGACAUUGGAGCGUCUAAAUACGGAUACAUUGUAUCAACUUUGCGUCCGCUGGACCCAAUCAGUCAACACGCAACCUCAUGUUCCAGAGGAAUCAAUAUACACACAACAGGGCCUUGGGAAAAAGUUGGUGAAAGAAAUCAAGGAGCUUCGAAAAAAUCCACGGAGCCAAAAGAGUGAUAUCAUUCGGAAAAUAAUAUACGAGUAUUGGCCAAAUGGGUUAAAUAUACUACAACAUGCCCAAUUGGACUGUCAGUUGAUUCUAGAUGAGCCAGACCAAUCCAGUUGGCUAUUUUCAAGAAUCACCAAUGCACAAGGAAAUGCAUUCUGUCCUGAUGUCGAUCCUCAAUUGUUUGCACAAGAUAUGGCAUCAAAAUUAGCCGACCUUUACAUCACCCACGUUUACAUCUUGAAACAUCCAAGUCUAUCAAUGCAUAUUAUACGAGUUCAAGUGUUUGAUUUAAACCAUCAAGCGGGUGUUCUCGACUCAACUCAACCACAGUUUACAAGCCAUAAACCUUACUUUGUAUGUCUACCGAAUGAGAGUUCCUACAUUUUCCAUUCUGUGAAUAGUAAUGACAUAGCUUACGAUAUGAUUAUGCAAACGAUAGAACAAUGCCUACCUGAACAGGAACAAAACCAACUAUGUCUUCACACUCCAUCCGACCAGAAACAAAUUGCAUCGUUAGAGACUAUGUUCACACUAAAGGGUAAUUCGCGUGUGGCGAAUAGCUUGGGUAUAUGGACACCAUACGCCGAUGGAACAAUCGAUGUGCCUCCACUUGGUGCGUUAGAGAAGCAUUCAACUCUACAACAACAAGUCAACGAUGAGAAAGAUGAUGGUCUGAAUGCAAAGCUAAGAAAACUUGCAAACCUUCGAUUUCAGGGAAACGUUGAAGCACCAUUGAAAGAUGGCACAGAGUCCAAAAAUAAUAAUGGAUCAAAGAAACGAAAGUUUACAGCUAUUGAAGAUGAUGUAGACACGCAAGAAAAAAAAGUAAAACUCUCAUUUGCAUCACGUACACCCUUACAAUACAGUGAGUUCAUCAUUCAGGAAAACAUCAAACAAGACCAACCAGAAUCAAGAUCCAACAUCAAACUUAAAUUCUCUGGAUCUGACGUGUUUGGCGGGCUACAUGAACUUGCUGCAUCUACUAGGGACCCAAAUGGCAUGAUUCUAAAUCCCGCAGAAAUACCCAAUUGGUUAACAGGGGAGGAGGGUGCUACAUCUGGACAUAUAAGAGACGGAAAAUUUCAUUCUAACUAA
This is a messenger RNA of Lodderomyces margitis, 1341 nucleotides long. It is a transcript of the gene CHL4, whose product is annotated as Chl4p. Bases 1 to 1341 code for a protein of 446 amino acids. The transcript has a single exon. The record is from RefSeq and is a predicted model, not a curated record. Gene Ontology annotation, biological process: CENP-A containing chromatin assembly; chromosome segregation. Lineage: Eukaryota; Fungi; Ascomycota; Pichiomycetes; Serinales; Debaryomycetaceae.